GCUGUUGUGGCAGAGGAGGCAGCGAGACCGUGAGAAGGGAAAAGAAGGCGUAGCAGGGUUAGCAGCAGUGAGAAAUGAGGAAGUUCGAUCCAUGGCCUGUUUUCUUUAAGCGAGAAUGGAAUCGGAACUGGCCCUUCCUGGUUGGCUUCGCCAUCACCGGAACCCUAAUCGUCAAGUUCACCGCUGGUCUUACAGAGGAAGAUGCUAGGAAGUCUAAGUUCGUUCAGGAGCACAGGAGGUAA
Molecule: messenger RNA, 242 nt
Organism: Prosopis cineraria
Lineage: Eukaryota; Viridiplantae; Streptophyta; Magnoliopsida; Fabales; Fabaceae
Product: ATP synthase small subunit 6-A, mitochondrial-like
Exons: 2
Coding region: 75-242 (55 amino acids)
Source: RefSeq, a predicted model, not a curated record